This is a messenger RNA of Aspergillus pseudonomiae, 929 nucleotides long. RefSeq names its product putative peptidyl-prolyl cis-trans isomerase (gene cyp3). Gene Ontology annotation, cellular component: intracellular membrane-bounded organelle. The transcript is spliced from 5 exons. Gene Ontology annotation, molecular function: peptidyl-prolyl cis-trans isomerase activity. Gene Ontology annotation, biological process: protein peptidyl-prolyl isomerization; protein folding. The record is from RefSeq and is a predicted model, not a curated record. NCBI's taxonomy places the organism in Eukaryota, Fungi, Ascomycota, Eurotiomycetes, Eurotiales, Aspergillaceae. Bases 160 to 834 code for a protein of 224 amino acids.
UACAGCACCAAUGAGGAGGGGAACAAUUUACAGAAGUUAAAAAGGUACUCCUAGAGAAUAUUUUGUCAUGAUAUAACGACAGAGGUAUCCCGUAUGCACGAUAGACGAUAUAUUCUCUGGCUUCCCUAAUCCAAUAAGCUAAUUUGAAAGUGGGGUGGUAUGGAGUCAUUCGGCUUUUUACAAUCGAGUACUCCCCAGAUAUGUACCUACCACAAGUUUUACGUUGUCACACUACCAUCAUUAUUCCUCCAACCACCUUGUGGUUUCCUGAUAGCACGAAUCUGCAAAAUGGACAGCCAAGUUACAACCUCGACUGAGAACUCCAACCCUGUUGUCUUUUUUGACAUCACUCUAGGUGGAGAGCCACUGGGACGUAUCAAGAUGGAAAUCUUUACCAGUAUCACACCCCGAACAGCAGAGAAUUUUCGCCAGUUCUGCACAGGAGAAAGCAAGAAUUCCCAAGGACGGCCACAGGGAUAUAAGAAUAGCAAAUUUCAUAGAGUCAUCAAGGAUUUCAUGAUACAGGGUGGUGAUUUUGUCAAUGGCGAUGGCACAGGUUCUUGUACCAUCUAUGGCGCUCCACGAUUUCCAGAUGAAAAUUUCAUUUUGAAGCAUGACCGUCCAGGGCUACUAAGCAUGGCAAAUUCUGGACCCAACACAAACGGUUGCCAAUUCUUCAUUACAACAACUGCGACGCCGUUCCUUAAUAACAAACAUGUGGUGUUUGGACAAGUAGUGGAAGGGAUGGACGUUGUGCGAAUGAUUGAAAACAUUCGCACAACUAGGGAUAAACCCAAUCAAGACGUUACCAUUGUUCAGUGCGGGGAGAUGUGAUACUUGAUCAAUCAACCGGUUCGAACCUAAUAUAUGAAGCUAGGGUGAUUCCUAUAUUCUUUACGUGUCGUGAUCUUCUGGGCUCUAUCUAUAGC